Molecule: messenger RNA, 3956 nt
Organism: Menidia menidia (Atlantic silverside)
Lineage: Eukaryota; Metazoa; Chordata; Actinopteri; Atheriniformes; Atherinopsidae
Source: the annotation of a GenBank genome assembly
AUGGCAGCGUCCACCCAGACCUGGAUUCCCAAGAUCAUUAAAAAACGGCAGUGCACCACUUUUGUUGAAGACACGCUCAGUAAUGGAGCGCUGUGUCAGUGUGGUAGUAGUAGAGAAGCGCACGACUCCGUGGCAACGGGAGACUACGUUGGAGCCGAGAUUGUCACGCAGUGGGACAGCAGGCAGCACUCCUCAGAGAGCCCCACCGAUGCUUUUGGAGAACUGGAGUUUGCUGGGGCUGGACGAAGACACAGCCACUUCCUGCGGCUUUCCUGCGACACGCCCCCACAGACUGUUUACAAUUUGAUGACUACUCACUGGUGCCUGCCCUCGCCCAACUUGGUGAUUUCAAUAGUGGGUGGCGAAGGGGAGGAGAACAUUAAACCGUGGGUGAAGGACAUCCUGAGAAAUGGACUGGUCCGAGCCGCACAAAGCACCGGGGCCUGGAUCUUGACGGGGGGUCUGAGAGAGGGUGUUUCUCGAUGUGUGGGUGAGGCUAUAAGGGCACUUGGAGUGGCAGCUCUAGGCCUGUCCCAGAAAAAAGUCAUAUCGGUUGGAUUAGCCCCCUGGGGCCUAGUGCUCAACAGGAAGCAGCUUGUCAAUUCCGAGGGGAGUUUUCCUGCUCGUUACUACGUCCAGAAUAUAUCGCGCGAUUCAUGCUGCUUAGACAACAACUGUCAAGUUUUCCUCCUGGUGGAUGAUGGAACUGUUGGCCGGCGUGGAGGAGAGACAGAAUUUCGAGCUAAUCUGGAGGACUACAUCUCACAUCAGCCUACAGGCAUUUGGGGAAGUGGCACUAUUGAGAUCCCAGUACUUUGCAUGCUAAUUGGAGGUGAUGCCAGAGUGCUGGAGAGAUUGGAUACGUCUCUGAAAAAGGCAAUGCCCUGGUUGGUCCUCGCUGGUUCCGGACCAGCCGCAGAUCUUAUCACAGAGCUGCUGGACAAACCUUCCGCUGUGGUCCUCAGUCCAUCGUCCCCAGAGGGGGAGGCUCACGAGAGUCAAAGAACAGAGGCUUGUGAAAGGGUCCGCGAGCAGGUCCGGAAAUACUUCCCAGCUGAGACUGAGCUGGACAGAGUUGUGGACAAUGUACUGAGCAUUUGUCAGAACAGAGAGCUUAUCACUGUUUUUCAUGAAGAAUUGGAGGGUUCCGAAGACUUUGACACAGUUAUCCUCAGAUCUCUUGUUAGAGCUAGUAAACGUGUAUCAAGUAAAGCCAGUGAGUACACGGAGGAGCUUCAACUGGCUGUGGCCUGGAACCGUGUGGACAUUGCCAGAGCUGAGCUUUUUAAUGGAGACAUACAGUGGAAGUACGAGGACCUUGAGGCGUCGAUGACCGACGCGCUGAUCAACGACAAGCCCCAGUUUGUGCGUCUCUUCUGUGAGAAUGGCCUCAACAUCAUCGACUACCUGACGUACGGGCGUCUGGAGCGGCUGUACCACUCGCUGUCGGACAGCUCGCUGGCCUACGUGCUUCUGCAGAGACGGCUGGGCGAGCGGCGAGGCCUGGCUGAGUCCCAGGCCAUGAUGGAUGGACCGCUGACCGGGUCCACGGGCAGUCCUCAGAGCCCACUAGCCGCACCCGCCACGCCGAUGGACCUCAGUCUUUAUGAGGUCUCCAGACUGAUAUGGGACCUCUUGGGCGACGUCUGCCAUCCUUUCUACUUUGGACCUCUGGGCCUGGAACACAACAUUAACACUUGGAGAGCUCAAAGGCAAGUGAGUAAGCUGCUGCAGGGGGACUGUGCGUACCGGGGGCACAGGUGUCCGUCCCCCUGGAGGGCGCUCUUCAUCUGGGCCGUGCUGCAGAACCGCAGGGACAUGGCCGUUUACUUUUGGGAGAUGGCCGGGGAGUCGGUGCUGAGCGCUCUGGGGGGCUGUAAGAUACUGAGGGAGCUUUCAAAGCUGGAAAUUGAAACCGAGAGCAAGUUGGCCAUGAAAGAACUGGCCCAGCUGUUUGAGAACCUGGCGCUAGAUGUGUUUGGCGAGUGUUACCAGAGUUGCGAAAGCCGCUCCUUCACUCUCCUCAUCAAAAAGUCUUCAGUGUGGGGCGGAGCCACCUGUCUGCAGAUGGCCACCGCAGCCGACGCCCGCCUGUUCUUCAGCCAUGAUGGUGUUCAGUCCCUUCUGUCUCAGAUUUGGUGGGGUGACAUGGAGAGGGGCACAGAGGUCUGGAAGCUGAUUCUUACCUUUUUCCUGCCACCUCUUCUCUACACUAAAUUCAUCAGCUUCAGGGAACAAGAGGAGGUGAAUUCUACAGCAGUCAUUUACAAAGGAGAAACUGACAGUUUGGAUGGGGACGGCACUGUUGUCUCUCUUGCUGACAUUACACAAAGCGAGGAAGAAAGAGAGCAACUCAGGCCUCUCAGAGAGAACCUCGAGGGCUCUUCUCCAGCCAAGAGGAAGUGGCCUUUUAUUGUGACGAGGUGGCGACAGUUCUGGUUCGCCCCUGUGACCUCGUUCCUCGGCAAUGUGCUGAUGUACUUCCUCUUCCUUUGCCUAUUUGCCUAUGUUCUUCUGGUGGACUUCAAACCUCCCACCGCUGCUGGCCCGAGCCAUCUGGAGUUUGUUCUGUACUUUUGGGUCUUCACGUUAGUCUGUGAAGAGAUUCGUCAGACCUUCUUUGUGGGAAGUUUAUUUGUGUUCCAGAGAAUGAGAAACUACAUUCAGGAUGUAUGGAACAAGUGUGAUCUCACAGCCAUGACACUCUUCAUUUUGGGUCUGUGUUGCAGAAUGUUUUCCUGGUCGUACAACUUUGGCCGAGCCGUGUUGGCCAUAGAUUUUAUGGUCUUCACCCUGCGUCUGAUCCACAUUUUUGCCAUCCACAAACAGCUUGGGCCCAAGAUCAUCAUUGUCGGCAAAAUGGUGAAAGACGUUUUCUUCUUCCUCUUCUUUCUGGCUGUGUGGCUCAUGGCCUACGGAGUUGCUAAUCAGGCCCUUCUCUACUCGUAUGAUCCCCGUCCCAAAUGGAUAUUCCGACGAGUGUUCUACAGACCAUACCUGCACAUUUUUGGGCAGAUAGCUAUAAAUGAAUUGGAUACUGAUAAACUGGGCGACGUAAACUGCACAGACGAUGCCACAGAAAUUGAAAAUGGAGCAGAACCCUGCGUGAGCACCUACGCAAACUGGCUGGUCGCCGUCCUUCUUGUUAUCUACCUGCUGUUCACCAACAUCGUCCACACAUUCUCCAAAGUACAGGAGCGCUCGGACACCUACUGGAAGUUCCAACGUUACAAUCUGGUUGUGGAGUACCACUCGAGGCCCUGCCUAGCACCUCCCUUCAUAAUCAUCUCCCAUCUCAAACUUUUUAUCAAGAGAAACAUCUGUCGAAUUUCCUCCGUCAAAAGUCAACACUUUGCCCUAGAUCUCAGAGGAAGGAAUGCCAGUCAGCUUAAUACAUGGGAAGCCAUCCAAAAAGAAAACGUCCUGUCAGCGCAGAAUAAGCGACAGAGGGAGAGUGACACCGCACGACUACAGCGCACAUCCACUAAGGUGGACACUGUUCUAAAGCAGAUGGCAGAAAUCCGCGACCACGACCGAAGGCUGCAGUUGGUUGAGACACAGCUGGAGUACUGCUGCAGUGCCCUCUCCUGGAUGACCGAGGCGCUUUCUCAAAGCCAUCUGAUCAAAGCCAGCCGGCCCUCUCCUACUCUAAAAGAUCGUGCUUCGCCGUGUCCGAGUUGACGCGCCGACCUCCAGGAUCACACAUCCUUAAGCAUAUCUCAAUCCAAAUACAGUCAAAUGUGAAGAAAUGUGGAAUUCAUGUCUUUGCAGGAGAAUACAUGGAGACAAAGCAAAUUGUUAGAUAUUCUACCAAUAUUCUGCUUUGGUUUCAUUUACAUUGUAUGUUGUUUUAGACUUUUUUUUUAUAUGAAAGCUACAUUUAAUUUGUAAUUCAUUGUAAUCCAUCACACAGCAUUGCAUGGACUAUUACAUUUCCUAUUCUGGUGGCUGAAACU